Meloidogyne enterolobii is the source of this 2079-nucleotide messenger RNA. NCBI's taxonomy places the organism in Eukaryota, Metazoa, Nematoda, Chromadorea, Rhabditida, Meloidogynidae. The record is from the annotation of a GenBank genome assembly.
AUGUCUCAUUCAAAUUUUGAUAAAUUGGAUAGUCUUGCAGAAAAUUCCAAAGACUGGACACUUCAAAAUGAUAUUGAUUUAAAAAAUAUACUUGAAGAAUAUUCAAAUAAUUUAAUUAAAUCGAGUGAAGGAUUAAAUGAAGGAAUAAAAAAAUUAAAUGAAAAUAUGGAGAAAAUUGAUGUUAGAUUGGGAAAUGUUUUUAAUAAUUUGAAUUAUUUAAAGAUGACAAGACUUGUUGAGGAGGUUGAUGAUAUUUCUCUAGAUACUCUUGUUCAGAAAAAUAAACAAAAUGUUAAUGAAAAGAAGAAUUUAACAAAAGAAGAAUUUGAACAACAAACAAUUCAGACAAUUUCUUCUUCAAUUAUCAAAGCUUUUCAAAAAAUUUCUGAAACAAAUAUUCCAAUUACUGAGGGUUUUUCUACUUCCGAUCCUUUAGAUCCUUGUAGCAGUUCUCAAAUAAAUUCUGAUUUUAAUAAAGAAAUUGAAAAUCCUUUUGUUAAAAUGUGCAAAUUUCCUCCAAUUAUUGGAUCAAAGGAGUCUUUUAAUUAUUCAAGAAGGGGAGUUGUUUUGAAAGAAAAUACUCAAAGUAUUACAACAAGUGUUGAAAAAAGUUCAAUUCAAAAAGUCACUUUAAAAGAUGAGGAUAUUCAGUCAACAUCUUCUGGACGUUCUAUUCCUCCUCAAGAUCCGACUGCUGGAUUUAAUCAAACAAAAACACUUCUUGAUCAAAUGGUUGCAAAAAUGGCUGAGAAAAAUAGAGCAAUGGGAAUUGAACAGGGAAAUUCUGAACAUUCUUCCCUUUCUCAAGGGUUAUCUUUGGAAAAUUCGGGUAAAACUACAAGUCCAUCUUUUUCUUCAACAAGUUAUGAAACUUCAACAAGUUCGCGGCCUGCUGAAAAAAUACAAAAGCCAGAAAAUGCUCAUUUCAUAAAAGAAAAAACUUCAGAAAAAUCUUCAAUUCAUUCUUCUAAACAAUCAACUAAUUUUAUUAAAAAUCCAAUUUCUGCAAAGGAAAGAGACGAAGAAUUAUUUUCAAGUACAGAAAGUGAUGAUUAUGGAGAUAAUACAAGCAUUUUCUCAUCAAAUACAAAAAAAUCUGUAACAAGUGGAAUAUCUAAUGAACAACAAAAAGUUCCUUCUAAUAUUGUUACUAUUCCAAAAGAUGAUCAAAACAAUGUAGUGAUUCAACAUUCCUUGAAGACAAAAGAGAUGGAAAAGACUUCAAAACCUUCAAAUAAUCGAUUAAAUUCUUUCAAACAAAAUCAACAAUUGACGGAACAAUCAUUUACUUCCUCAAUUCAAAAUGAUAAAAAAGAGUCCAAAACUGAUGAAUUUAGUUCUGUUUCUGUUAAAGGUUUAAUAGCUCAAAUUGGUAAUAAAAUUCCAAUUGGCCGUCCUGAUGAGAAAAAUACAAAGGAAACAAAUCAGAAAGAAAAAGAAGAAAAAACGGAACAAGAGGAAAAUGCAGAGAUUUCAAAUGAACAUUUAAAUAUAUUAAAGGGAAGAGUUAAAGGUCCAGCGUCAAGAAGAGCCCCUUCACAUUUAAAUAUAAAAUUACAAAAAAAUAAUUCGGAUGAAAAUGCUAAAUUAAAUGAGGCAUUUAAUAAAUCUAAAGAAAAUGAAAUAAAAGAAUUGGAAAAUAAGAAAGAAGGACAUAAAACUAUAAAAGAGACAGAAGGUUUGGAAAAAGAAGUUGUAAAACCUAUAGAAGUAACUAAAGUUUUAAAAGAAGACAUAAAAAUUAUAAAAGAAAAUUCAAAAGAAGUUCCAAAACAAUUAAAAGAACAACCAAAACAAUUAUUAGAAAAUACCCACCAAAAAUCAACUGCAAUAUUUAAUAAUCCCAAACCAAUAAAGAAAGGUCUUUCAAUUUUCUCUUCGAGUAGUGACGAUGAUUUUGAUUUAAAUAUUAAUAAAAAAAUUGUAAAAGAAAAAGUUGUAGAACAGCCAAAACAAUUUAAACAAAAAAUUGAAAAUAUUGGAGAAAUAAAACAACAAAAUGUAGAAAAGUUAAAAUCAAAACAGGAUGUACCAAAACAAAGAAAAGGCCUUUUUGAUGAUUCUGAUUCCGAUUUUUAA